Molecule: messenger RNA, 3195 nt
Organism: Suillus plorans
Lineage: Eukaryota; Fungi; Basidiomycota; Agaricomycetes; Boletales; Suillaceae
Exons: 14
Coding region: 1-3195 (1064 amino acids)
Source: RefSeq, a predicted model, not a curated record
AUGUCGUUCAAGGAUCCCCAGUGGGUCACAAAUAGACCGAGGCUCACCGACGAUGUUCAGGAACACAGCGUGACAGCUCUAAGACCGGAUAACUUGGGUGUACACAUCCUAGUCCGUUUGACGAGCAUGAGCGCUUCCAGCAAUGCAGGCGGAAAUUCUGCGUCUGCCUCGGGCCCAUCAUCUUUACCCUCCCACCAAGUCAUGCACUGUACAGAGGAACUCCAACGAUCCUUACGGGCGCUAGCCAGAAAACGAAAGAAGAAGCCAACUCUCAAUUCAUACUCACAGACUUCCAAGCAAACCCCCCAAGAAUGUGGACUUGUCUCAGCCGCUUGCACGGGACCUUUGCCUGGUUUCAUACCUGAUCCUUUCGACGAAACUUGUGGACUAUCGGACGUCGAUAUCACACCCUCAUUGGAUGAUAGGCGGCCUCAGAAAAGACGACGUACUGCCGGAGAUCAUCUGUUACUUAUGUGGAUCGAGCACCGCUCUCUAUUCCUUGAGGAGCUGUUGCGGAUGGAAGGCAGAGGUGGCCUCCAGGAAGUUCCUUGUUCCGACUGCGGUGGUUCUUCCCCCAAUUAUCAGUGUCAAGACUGUUUUGGAAUUGGUCUUCGAUGUUCGGCUUGCAUCAUGGCCGCUCACCAGCGUCAUCCUUUGCAUAGGCUCCAGAAAUGGAAUGGUAGUUAUUUCGAACGUGCGACCCUGAAGAGCCUCGGUCUACGAAUUCAAUUGGGCCAUACAUUUGGCCAGAAAUGCCCAAAUCCUUGUCGUGCCUUCAAUGAUAACUUCAUUGUCAUGGACUCCUACGGUAUUCACGAAGUGUUAUUGGAUUUCUGCGACUGUGUGGAGGCGGAAUCUCACACACAACAACUACUUCACAUUGCCUGGUUUCCUUCAACAACGGCUGACCCCAAAACCGCAGCCACCUUUCGUCUCCUCGAAGAGUUUCAUUUGUUGUCUUUCGAGUUGAAGGUCUUGGCAUACAAGUUCUAUAGUGCGCUCGUGCGUAGAACCAACAACACCGGCUUGGCACCCGUUAAGGACCAAUAUGAAUCUUUCAUGAGAAUGAUCCGCGAAUGGCGGCAUUUGAAGAUGCUCAAGUGUUCGGGGAGAGGGCAUCACCCUAAUGGAGUGGACGCCACAGAAGAAGGUGAUUGCACCGUCCUGUGCCCAGCCUGUCCACAUCCAGGUAAAAACUUACCUGACGAUUGGGAGAAAGCUCCUCGUGUGAAACGCUGGAUCUAUGCAUUGUUCGUGGCUAUCGAUGCGAACUUCCAUUUGAAGCGCAAAAUUGUUUCAAGCAAUACAACGGACCCAAGUCUAAGUCGCGGAUGGGCUUACUUCGUUGAGGAGGGCGCAUACAAGGAGUUACUCGCAGAGAAAGUUGAUGUCCAACAAGAGAAAUCUACGUGCUCUAGUCAUAAUGCUGUUAAUAUGGCUGAUACGAAGACCAGUCGGGGGUUAGCCGCUACAGGUCUUGGCACUAUCAACUGUGCGCGUCAUAAUAUGAAGCGUCCCAAUGCCAUCGGAGAUCUGCAGAAGGGAGAAAAAUACGUCAAUAUGGACUACCUUUUUUUUCCGACACUUCGUCACACUUCCAUACAGACUCUAAACGUUUCGUAUGACAUUGCCUGCCAAUGGCACAAGAAACUCCGGCAGCGUAUGAGCGCUUUUCCUAUUUCGAUGCGCUUCGAUUUUGUAUCAAAGGUUAUUAACUUCUUUGUCCCUAAAUUCCACCUCCCAGCCCAUAUCGAAAAAUGCCAGACCACCUUCUCAUUCAAUUUCAAGCGAGGCAUUGGUCGCACGGAUGGAGAAGCUCCGGAACGUGGUUGGGCCAACAUUAACCCUGUGGCAUCCAGUACGAAGGAGAUGGGCCCCAGUGCGAGGCGUGAUACCUUAGAUGAUUUUUUCGGUGAUUGGAAUUGGAAGAAAGUGGUGGGACUCAGUACUAUCAUGCUACGCAAAAUGAAAGAAGCAUUGCCGGAGCGCGCGAAUCAACAAACCGCACUUAACGACUUGGCAGAAGGAUUAAAAGAGGAUUACGGAGGGAUUCUAGAUCAGUGGCGGACACAAGUAGAGGCCUGGGAGGAUGACCCGCUUCAGCCCAACCCAUUUGAGCGCAAUGCAGACGUCAUCACACUAGCUUCUGUUCGCCUGGCGCUCGCGAAGGAAGAUGAAAUGGAGAUUCAGAGUGGUUCUUGCCUCGCACUGCACGAGGACUGUUCUCCCAGCGUGUUGAUCAGCUCGGGGCUGGAGCUGGAGGAACAACAGCGACGUUUGAGAGCUGACAAGGCUGGGUGUGGCUUACAUGCCACAGAUACUCAGCAAGGCAAGUUGGUCGAGCGGAGUAACGCACUACAACGCAGGAUCGAAGCCUGGGUAAAGAUCCAAGCACUUUACAUGCCUAACAUUUCUGCCAUGCGACUCUCCGACCAAGCAACCUCUACAAACACGACCUCUGUACCUAGUUCUGAAACAUUCAAGUUGUGGCUACCGUCGCAAAUCGGGAGAUCGGCACCUUGUGAUGAGCGUUUGCAACGGACGGAAUGGAGAUUAAGAUUCGCACAAGGUCACGACGCUCUUCGCUCUUUGCGCUCCAGUCUCCGUGCGCAGACUGCAGUUCUCAAAUAUAAAGAUCGCAAUCUUCGAGGGCAAGGAGCCAAUACCCGGGCCCGCAGCACGCUCAAGACGAUUGAUGCAAGGAUCGAGGCUGCCGCUAGCAGAUACGAAUGUGCACACAAGGCCCUUGUGAUUUUUGGCGGACUCUUGGGCGAGGCUGGCUGGCAGUCGUCACUGCGGCCUUUGAAUUGGCAGGACAUUCGCUCAAUGUCUGACUUACUCUGGGGUGAAUCGGAGGGCAGACGAAAGUUAUCGUGGAUAUGGAACAUGCGCGGUGCCGGAGGAAGUGAAAAGGAUGAUACCGGGGGGUUAGAAGACAUGCGGAUCGAGUGGUGCAAGGCAAGGGCUCGUGCAAUGCGUUGGGGAGAAGAAGUAGAACUUCUGCGAGAAGAGAUGCGAUGCAUAUUGGUGUUUUUGAUGUGGGAGGCAGCGCGUUGGGACGAAAGGCAAGAUAGUGUCAUUCCAACCAGCUUGGAACAUCAGGAUGGACGAAUAUGGACGAUGGAUGAGAGCAGGAGAAGGGAAGAAGACAAGGAGGAGAACGAGAAUGAGAGAGAGGAGAUGGACGAUCGGUAG